Molecule: messenger RNA, 1165 nt
Organism: Nymphalis io (European peacock)
Lineage: Eukaryota; Metazoa; Arthropoda; Insecta; Lepidoptera; Nymphalidae
Exons: 2
Coding region: 508-1146 (212 amino acids)
Source: RefSeq, a predicted model, not a curated record
GCCACCUUGAGUGGUACCUUAAAAAUGCAUGAAAACCUACUGUCGGAAAUGUUUUUUUUAUUUAAUCUAAGGUAGGCAGAGUAACAAAUGGGUAACCUGAUGGUAAGUGGUCACAAACUUUCAUAGAUAUUGUAAUUGUCUUAAUCCAAUGUUCUCUUCCUUGUACCCGUAGUUACACAGACGCACUCACCAUUCAAACCGGAUCACAACAAUACAAAGUAUUGCUGUUUAGCGGUAGAAUAUAUGAUGAGUGGUACCUUUGUGUAACCUACGUAGAAUACUUACAUGAAGCCCUACCACCAAGUAAAGUUUGUAUAAAUCACAAAUAGGCUUAACUCAUAAAUUACUUUUCAAUAUUAUAAUAAACAAUUUAUGUAAAUAAAAAUAUAUGUUUAGAUUUAUUUGAAAUAAAAUAUACGUAUUUUAAACGUAAAAUGUUUUAUACUCACUAAAGUUGUAAAAUAUAAUUUUAUGAACGAGUUACAAAAACUUUUGUUGAAAUAAAACAUGUUUUUUCGUUUGGUUAAGACUUCAUUUAUAUUCAACUGCAUAUAUUUAAUUGUAGCAAUACCUCAACCAGACGGUUUUAACCCAGAAAUAAAUGACCAAUUCGAAAAAACAACAACAAUAGACGAUAAACCUUAUAAAUUCUUAAACUCUAAUGUUAUUGAUGAAAAUAUAGAAAUACCAGACAAAGAGAUCGAAUCCCCUAGAAAAAAUAACUCAGAACUAUCCAAUGUUCAAAAUAACGUCAUACUGAACUUUUAUAAUAAAAUAACGUUCUCCAUAAAAACAUUUUUUAAUACACCGAAAAUAAAAACUGUUCUCACAAAUAUUGGAACAUGUAUUGUCAAUGGGGUGAUGGAAAUCGUUUCCUUCUAUUUACCUGCACCAUUAAUACCGCUUUUAGCAAGCGCAGCUGGUAUGAUAAUACCAUUCGAACCGGUAGUGACGUUGAGAAGACAAAUGCCAGUAACGAGUUAUAGGAGAGCUUUAAAAACAGCUGUGAAUGGUUUUCUAAAUACAUUCAAUGUUUAUAAAUUCGAUAACGAAGACGAAGACCCGUAUAUGACCAGGCGAUUCAAUAGGAGAUUUAUGGAUGGUCCUAAAGAAGACGUCAAUAUAAGCAAACCUUUUGAUGAAUAAAGUACAUAAUAAGCCUUAA